This is a messenger RNA of Saccostrea echinata, 951 nucleotides long. Its product is annotated as homeobox protein HMX3-B-like. Gene Ontology annotation, cellular component: nucleus. NCBI's taxonomy places the organism in Eukaryota, Metazoa, Mollusca, Bivalvia, Ostreida, Ostreidae. Bases 1 to 951 code for a protein of 316 amino acids. Gene Ontology annotation, molecular function: DNA-binding transcription factor activity, RNA polymerase II-specific; RNA polymerase II transcription regulatory region sequence-specific DNA binding. The transcript has 2 exons. Gene Ontology annotation, biological process: regulation of transcription by RNA polymerase II. The record is from RefSeq and is a predicted model, not a curated record.
AUGGCAAGUGAAGAAAGAGGUUCCAGUUCCACAAAUUCCGUACAGAAUGGGAAAUCUUUCUCAAUCAGCAGCAUUCUAGCCAGAGAAGCAGACGAGAAGGAAAAAGCGGAGAACAAAGACAACGACAAACCGGCAGUAGUGUCCAAGAUCGGCUUUCCCUCCCUGGAGGUCAGCAAACUAUUCUCCAUGAGGCCGGAGGGGGGAACAAAUGGUUUUCCAGGGUCCCCCCUCUCCUCCCUUCCGGCCUGGUACCAAUGGUAUACUGCCGGUCAUCAUUUUCUCCAGCAGCUCCAUCAAGAAAAGGUUUCUCAGGCCAACAGCAUUGUCAACAAACUCCAUCUGCAGCCAAAAGACUUAUCGCCAAUAUUUAGAAACCCAAUCACAACCAAUCGUCCUGAAUCCGCGAGUAAGGAUUCUAAUGACAUCUGUAUCUCUCCAAGGUCAAGAUCAUCAUCACCGGAAGCCGAGGUCUCCGAUUCAAAAUCGGAUGAUGAAGGUACAAAUACUGUCUCAAUGGAGUCCAGCUUGAGCGACAGCCAAGAUGAGGACCGGAAAAAUCGAAGGAAAAAGAAAACGCGAACGGUUUUCUCCCGCAGUCAAGUUUUUCAGUUAGAAAGCACUUUUGAUAUGAAGCGAUACCUAUCUAGUUCAGAGCGAGCUGGCCUAGCGGCAUCUUUACAACUAACAGAGACUCAGGUUAAAAUCUGGUUUCAGAAUCGAAGAAACAAGUGGAAAAGACAGCUUGCAGCAGAACUGGAGGCAGCUAAUAUGUCCCAGAUUGCCGCUGGUCAUCGACUGGUCAGAGUUCCUAUUCUUUACCAUGAUACACAGGGUCAUAGCAACUCACAGGAAGUCAAUUCAUCACUUGCGCAUGCGAAUUACAGAGACUCUCUUUAUCUUGCUUCAGCUGGUUAUUCCUCUUUGUCACAAGUUCGCUCAGCAAUUGUUUGA